This is a messenger RNA of Pogona vitticeps (central bearded dragon), 1975 nucleotides long. NCBI's taxonomy places the organism in Eukaryota, Metazoa, Chordata, Lepidosauria, Squamata, Agamidae. The record is from RefSeq and is a predicted model, not a curated record.
CAGAGAAACGAACCACACCAUCACUCUGGAACAGCUGUACGAGCUGCUGUCAUGAAAAGGAGCUUGUUCAAGGGCUUCCAAAUUCUGUGGCCCCCUUGCCCACCCCUUCGUCAUCCCAAGAGACAGCUGGCCUCUCUUGUCACCACCUCUCACUACGAAGCUAUAAACAAGGGCGAACAGGAAGUCCCCGACUACUUCAAUUUUGCAAGCGAUGUUCUGGAUGAGUGGACUCUCGUGGAAAAGGAUGGAAAAAGGCCUCCAAACCCAGCCUUCUGGUGGGUGAAUGACCAUCAGGAAGAGGUGAAGUGGAGCUUUGAAGAACUUGGCUUCUUGUCUCAAAAAGCUGCCAAUGUCCUCUCAGGUCACUGUGGAUUGAAAAGAGGAGACCGAAUCCUGACAGUUCUACCUCGGAUUCCAGAGUGGUGGUUAUUAAAAGUGGCCUGUAUGCGGGCAGGCAUUGUUUUCAUUCCGGGGACAUCCCAGUUAACAGCUAAGGACAUUGCCUACAGGCUCCAGGCUUCCAAAGCCAAAUGUAUUGUGGUCAGCGAGACUUUGGCUCCCGGAGUGGACUCCAUUGCAUCGGAAUGCAAAUCCUUGAGAACCAAGCUCCUUGUGUCUGACAGAGGCCGAGACGGCUGGCUGAACUUCAAGGACCUCUUGCAAGAAGCACCUGCUGACCACAAGUGUGUUAAGACAAAGAGCCAAGAGCCGAUGCUCAUCUACUUUACAAGUGGAAGCACAGGAUCACCCAAAAUGGUGGAACAUACCCACUGCAGUUAUGGCAUUGGAUUUACAGCCAGUGGCAGGCGCUGGAUGGACCUUAGCCCUUCGGAUAUAUUCUGGAAUACAUCAGACACAGGAUGGGUCAAAUCAGCCUGGAGUAGUGUGUUUGCACCAUGGAUCCUUGGAUCGUGUGUCUUUGUCCAUCACCUGCCACGCUUUGAACCCAAAGUCAUACUGGAUACCCUUGCAAGAUACCCCAUCACCACUUUCUGUACCGCUCCCACUGCUUACCGGAUGUUGGUUCAGCACGAUGCCACCAGUUACAAAUUCAUGAGCCUGAAGCAUUGUGUGACCGGAGGGGAGCCCCUCAACCCUGAAGUGUUUGAGCGCUGGAAGAGACAAACCGGACUGGACAUCUAUGAAGGAUACGGACAAACGGAAACAGUAACAAUAUGUUCUAACGUAAAAGGAAUGAAAAUUAAACCUGGCUCCCUGGGAAAGGCAUCUCCACCUUAUGAUGUCCAGAUCCUAGAUGCCCAGGGCAAAAUUCAGCCUCCAGGGGAAGAAGGGGAUAUUGCAAUCAGAAUCGAACCCAAGCGGCCAUUUUGUCUGUUCUCAUCCUACCUAGACAACCCAGAGAAAACAGCAGCCAGUGAACGUGGAGGGUUUUAUAUCACCGGAGACCGAGCAACUAAAGACGAAGAUGGCUAUAUUUGGUUUGUUGGAAGAUUGGAUGAUGUCAUUAAUUCCGCUGGAUAUCGUAUCGGACCCUUUGAAGUGGAAAGUGCUUUAAUAGAACACCCGGCCGUGGUUGAAUCUGCUGUUGUCAGCAGCCCAGAUCCUGUCAGAGGCGAGGUAGUGAAAGCUUUUGUCAUUUUGUCUCCUGCCUUUUCAUCGCAUGAUCCUGAAAAAUUAAUCAAGGAACUCCAAGAUCAUGUGAAAAGGGUCACUGCUCCUUACAAGUAUCCUAGAAAGGCAAGUAUUUUUCCUCUCCUGAGCAGGAAAAUUGCAUUGGAUCAGUAUGGAGGAUCACACUGAAAAAUCAAAGUUAUUUUCCUCAUUUACCUAUUGAAUUAUUUAGGAUGUAUGUUUGGCUAUUGUGGAAAAUAUGGUGCUGUACCAGGGAGAGCUGACACAUCAGGGCUCUUCCCACAUUAUUUGAUGGGAUUGUAGAGUGGUUCAACUCACACUUUCGAAAAAGUUACAUUUUUUGUUUGGUUGUAAGACGCUGUUGACCUGAAUAAAUUGAUGA